Puma concolor (puma) is the source of this 1572-nucleotide messenger RNA. The record is from RefSeq and is a predicted model, not a curated record. Lineage: Eukaryota; Metazoa; Chordata; Mammalia; Carnivora; Felidae.
AUGUCUCUGGUAAGCCAGAACGCGCGCCGCGGCAGCGCAGAGACCACUGCAGAUUACGGCGACCGUCAGGGUGAGAUGCAGGCUAGUGACGCCUCUGGGUCUCCGACCUCCAUGCUUGUUCCCCAGGCCCUCCAGGGCCCUCAUGCGCUAAUCAACCCUCAGGAUGCCAGCGCUUCCCAGACUGCGCAGGACCCGAAUGACCUCGAGGUCCUAAUUGAAGAGCAGUCCCAACGUUUGGGGGCGCUCAGGGUCCACGACCCUCUAGAAGACAGGUCAAUUGCUUUGGUGAAUUUCAUGCGAAUGAAAAGCCAAACCGAGGGUUCUAUCCAGCAAGCAGAGAUGCUAGAGUUCCUCAGAGAAUACUCAGAUCAGUUCCCUGAGAUCCUUAGACGAGCCUCAGCCCACCUGGAUCAGGUCUUUGGGUUGAACCUUAGGGUUCUUGAUCCCCAGGCUGACAUUUACAACCUAAUCAGCAAACGGGGUUUCCAGACCACUGAUCGCAUAACAGAAUCCUUGGAUGUGCCAAAGGCAGGUCUCCUGGCCUUGGUCCUAGGCCACAUCCUUCUGAAUGGCAACCGGGCAAGAGAAGCAUCCAUUUGGGACCUGCUGUUAAAGGUUGAUUUGCUGGGUGAUCCCCAGAGGAUCAACAACCUCUUUGGGAACACAAGGAACCUGCUCAUUACUGACUUUGUGCGCAUGCGGUUCUUGGAGUACUGGCCAGUAUAUGGCACUAAUCCCCUCGAAUUUGAGUUCUUGUGGGGCUCUAGAGCCCACAUGGAAAUCACAAAGAUGGAAGCCCUGAAGUUUGUGGCAGAGGCCCAUGAUGAAGAACCCUGGAGCUGGCCAGAAGAAUAUAACAAGGCCCUGGAAGCUGACAAAGCCAAAGAAAGAAGACAGGCUGCUGGCUUGGAAUUCUGGUCAGAGGACACUAUGAACGAUAAGGCCAAUGAUUUGGUCCAGUUGGCCAUUAAUGUCACUGAGGAGUUGCUGCCUAUACAUCAGGAUGAGCUACUGGCUCACACUGGCAAAGAAUUUGAGGAAGUGUUCCCAAAUAUCCUCAGUCGAGCUACUCUAAUCCUUGAUUUGUUCUAUGGAUUCUCUCUGAUUGAGGUUGAUACGAGUGAGCACAUCUACCUCCUUGUCCAGCAACCAGAAUCAGAAGAAGAGCAAAUGAUGUUAGACAGCCUGGGGAGACCCACUCAAGAAUAUGUGAUGCCAAUUUUGGGUUUGAUCUUCCUGAUGGGCAACCGCGUCAAAGAGGCCAACAUUUGGAACAUGCUUCGUAGAUUUGGUGUGGAUGUAGGGAGAAAGCAUGCCAUCACCUGCAAGCUUAUGAGACAGCGCUACUUGGAAUGCAGGCCACUGUCCUACUCUAAUCCAGUUGAGUAUGAGCUUCUAUGGGGUCCUCGAGCUCACCUUGAAACUACCAAAAUGAAAGCCUUGGAGUAUAUGGCCAGGCUGUACAGAAAGCGACCACAGGACUGGCCAGAGCAAUAUAGGGAGGCUGUUGAAGAUGAGGAGGCCAGAGUCAGAUCUGAGGCAACUGCCAUGUUCUUCUUUGGCCCCAUGUGA